UAGAGAAGAGGGUUAAAGAUGUCUCAGAAAUGUGAUGAUUUACGGUUGAGUUUGAGUUUGAGUUUGAGUUUGAGAUGCCCAGAGAAUGUUAAUCCACCGCCACCGCCGCUGGCUCCUCCACCACCACCACAACCACCGUUUCCAUUGAGCCUGUUGCAAUCUCCUUUGCCUUUCAUGCAGCGGCAGAAUCAGAAGUCUCCAACCGCUGAUCCGUUUCAAUUAUCUGCGGAUCGGCAUGUUGAGGGGAGAUCGUUUCUCCGGGGGAUUGACAUGAAUAAACCGAUAACUGUAACAGACCUUGAGGAAGAAGUGAUGGUUUCAUCUCCAAACAGUACAGUCUCAAGUUUGAGUGAGAAAAGGAGUGAGAGAGAAGAGAAUGAGGCGGAGAGGGCCUCGAGUUCUAUGGAGGUGGAUGAGGACGGUGGCGACGCCACGGGGAGGAAGAAACUCCGGCUGACUAAAGAACAAGGAGCGGUGCUUGAAGAGACUUUCAACGAACAGAACACUCUCACUCCGAAGCAAAAAUUGACUUUGGCGAAUCAGCUAAAUUUGAGACCAAGACAAGUGGAGGUGUGGUUUCAGAACAGAAGGGCAAGGACAAAGUUGAAGCAAACGGAGGUAGAUUGCGAGUAUCUGAGGCGUUGCUGCGAAAAUCUGACAGCGGAAAACAGGCGAUUGACGAAGGAGGUGAACGAGCUGAGAGCACUGAAACUUUCCCCACAGUUUUACAUGAAUAUAUCUCCUCCUACUACCCUCACCAUGUGUCCUCAGUGUGAACGCGUGGCUGUGUCUUCCACAUCUUCUGCAACUCGACAAUGCAAUCCAGUAGCGGCUCACCACCAACGACCAAUUCCUGUGACCUCAUUGGCUGCCAUGAUUCCGUCUCAACCACUUGAUGCCCACUGCCACAAUGCCUAGCUUCAGUGAGAAGGAUUUCACUUCCUCGGGACGAUGAAGUUUUGCCACCGGAAAGAGUGACCGAGGGGGAUGGAGGAAGGCUCUUUUGAUUAG
Molecule: messenger RNA, 1011 nt
Organism: Olea europaea var. sylvestris
Lineage: Eukaryota; Viridiplantae; Streptophyta; Magnoliopsida; Lamiales; Oleaceae
Product: homeobox-leucine zipper protein HAT4-like
Exons: 4
Coding region: 19-918 (299 amino acids)
Biological process (GO): regulation of DNA-templated transcription
Cellular component (GO): nucleus
Molecular function (GO): sequence-specific DNA binding; DNA-binding transcription factor activity, RNA polymerase II-specific
Source: RefSeq, a predicted model, not a curated record